This is a messenger RNA of Rubroshorea leprosula, 1363 nucleotides long. The record is from the annotation of a GenBank genome assembly. NCBI's taxonomy places the organism in Eukaryota, Viridiplantae, Streptophyta, Magnoliopsida, Malvales, Dipterocarpaceae.
UUGCACAAACACCCAAUUUUUCUCUGAUUAUAAUUUGAAGUUGGAAUCCAGAAAAAAGGAAAAAUGCACGGGAGGGAUAGUUCUAGUGGGGCUUUUGAAGAGCCAAGGAUGGUAGUGAGGAAGUUCUUGGCUAGGCCCCAGCUUGAGGGAGUAGGAGCUGUUGUGAGGAGAAGCAUAGGAAGGUUUGAGUUGAGAUACUUUGAUCCCUUUCUUGUUUUGGAUGAAUUCUCAGUUACUGCCCCUGCUGGAUUUCCUGAUCAUCCACAUAGAGGAUUUGAGACAGUCACCUAUAUGCUGCAGGGAGCUGUUACACAUGAAGACUUUGAAGGGCACAAGGGGACUAUAGGCCCCGGUGACCUCCAAUGGAUGACUGCAGGGAGAGGAAUUCUUCACUCAGAAAUGCCUGCAGCACAAGGAACUCAGAAGGGUCUGCAGCUGUGGAUCAAUCUCUCCUCCAAACAAAAAAUGAUUGAGCCAAGGUAUCAAGAGAUAUCGAGUAAGGACAUUGCAGAAGCAACAGAAGAUGGAAUCAAGGUUAGAGUCAUAGCUGGCGAGGCAUUAGGGACAAAGUCACCAGUCUACACCAGGACCCCAACAAUGUAUCUAGACUUUACUCUCAAACCUGGUGCUCACCUUCGGCAACCAAUACCAAUGUCAUGGAAUGCAUUUGUUUACGUCUUGGAAGGUGAAGGCGUCUUUGGCAGCUCAAAAUCAUCACCAGUGACAGCCCACAAUCUUCUCCUUCUGGGAUCAGGGGAUGGUUUGGAGGCAUGGAACAAAUCCUCCAAAUUGCUGAGGUUCAUUCUAGUUGGAGGUCAACCAUUGGGGGAGCCUCUGGUGCAGUUUGGACCCUUUGUUAUGAACACACAAGAAGAGAUUGAUCAAACAAUAGAUGAUUUUGAGAACUUCACCAAUGGAUUUGAGAAAGCCAGGCAUUGGAGAUCGGAAGCUGCUAUUGGUCUCGAUUUAUAAUUCUUGUUUCAUUUCACAUUUUCAUGAAAAGGAAAAUAAUACCGAUGUCUCAGUAUUCAUUCAAUAUGUAAAUUUUUUUUUUCUUCUGUAGGAAAAAAUCAAGUAUAUUAGGUAAAGAGGUGUCAUUAGUUUACUUAAUCAUAUCAAAUCAACGCUUAUUAGGUUUGAGCUGUCAACAUUCAAAAUCCAAACCCGGAACUUCUGGAGAAAUUUCUGCGAAAUUGUGCUGGUUUGGAAGAAUUUGUACUUGAGUAUGAUCUUGGGCAACAAAGUAGAAGAUUUCAAAACUAGCAGAGUCAAUGCAAGUAUUUUCAUAUCUCUGUAUUAUGACUUCAUAAUUAUGGUAAGGGUAUAUGUACACUAGUAUUUUUUAUAAAUCAAAAUUUAUGUA